UGAGCCAAUCUGCGGACUCAGACUGAUAAGAACAAUAAGGUUUGCGCGCCGCCUGUUCUUCUGUUACAUUUUUAUUUUAUUAUCGAAGCUUUGAUCAAACAAAAAUGACCACUAAGAAAAAGAAGCCUAGCCCCUCAAGCCCAAAUCAUAGCCCCACAUCACAACAUCCGGCGAAAAAGGUGAAAUUUAAAGACGCGAAAGACAACGAAAAGGGGAAAAGUGAACGAUUUCUCGUUUGGAGGAAGCACGGAUUGGGUUAUGCCGUAACGGUGGUGAUCUUAGCCUGUACGUUUGGGUUUUUAAAUAGCUGGCAUGUAUCGAGGAUGUUUGAAAAUGAGCGUUUCUUUUCUCAUCUCUCUGCCCUGGAAAGAGAGCUUUCCUUCCGAACUGAAAUGGGAUUGUACUACUCUUACUACAAGACUAUGGUUGAGGCACCAACAUUUUUAGAUGGACUCCAUGCCGUGAUGAACUGCAAUGUUACAGAGUACCCAGACACUGUCAAUACACUAAAGAGAUUUAACCUGUACCCUGAGGUAAUAUUGGCAGGGAAAUUCCGUAUCUUUGAGUGGCUAGCAAGCAAGUUUGAAUACCAAACCAAGACAUGCUACACAGUGAAUAGGGGAUAUGGGCUUCCUCCUGUGCAGAGCUGUGAAGGUCUGGGAGAACUGUCAUUUUUCUAUGUCUAUUCCAUUUUUUUUCUGACUGGCUUAAUGAUGGCUUGCUUCUUCAUCUUAUGUUUCUAUCUCAGUGGUAGCAUUCUGGGAGGUGUCUUAGGGACUCUGUGUUACUUCUUCAAUCAUGGAGAGGCCACACGAGUAAUGUGGACCCCUCCUCUCAGGGAAAGCUUCUCCUACCCAUAUCUUGUCGCUCAACUUCUUGUGGUAACGUUCACUUUAAGAUCUGUCAAGGUUACAUGGCGGCACAUCACACUUGUCUCCAUGACAACAGCUCUCUUUAUGAUUCCAUGGCAGUUUGCUCAAUUUGCACUGCUGACACAGACUUGCGCCCUGUUUGUUGUGUACAUCAUGCACUUCAUAACUGCUGACAAGUUUUGCAAAAUUCUCUAUGGACUACUGGUGGCACACUUGCUUAACUUUGCUGUUCAGUUUGGUAACUCUAUGCUUCUCAGCUCAUUCUUUAUGUCUGCGGUCAUUUCUGCUCUGGUUGUUGCAAAAGCAGAAAGUUAUAUACAUAAACUACCUUAUCAAUUACUCAUUUGGGCUACUCAAGGACUUGGAUUUGCUGCCGGUACUUUGGGUAUUAAGGUGGCUGUUGCCAAGGUGUUGUCCAUUGCUGAUGAUGCACACAUUGCUAACAUUCUCAAGUCAAAGUUUACAAGCUACCGUGACUUCCACACAUUGCUCUACACAUGUGCACCAGAAUUCGACUUCUUGGACCAGGAGGCGCCCGUCAAACUCACUAAGACUCUGCUUCUUCCAUCUGCCAUCGUGGCUGCUUCAGCUGUCAUUGCCAAGGUCGGGGCUAGCGAGUGGGAGUACUUGGUGCGAGGAAAAAAGUCUCAGGUGAAAUCAGAUAGCGCCGACGAGCAUGAUGAGGGAGCUGAAGGACAAGAAGCCAACCCCAGGCCCCACGCCGAGUAUGUGUACCACGUUCUGCAAGCGAUGGCGUUUGUGCUAAUGGCCGUGAUCAUCAUGCGGCUAAAGCUGUUUGGCACGCCUGCGCUGUGCGUCCUCGCUUCUCUUGUCGCCUCUAGACAGUUCUUUAGUUUUCUUGGCGACCGUCGACGUCAUCAAGCUAUUGUCAUCGCUCUUAUAGCUAUGAUGUCGGUGCAGGGAUUCUCAAACCUCAAGACACAGUUUAACACAACAGGGGAGUACAAUAACCCAGAAAUGGAAGAGUUAGUGGAGUUUAUCACAACAAGAACGCAAAAAGAUGCUGUGUUUGCUGGCGCUAUGCCCACCAUGGCAACCGUCAAGCUGUCGACCGGGAGGGCUGUUGUGAACCAUCCUCAUUAUGAAGACGUCGGAAUAAGGGAAAGAACUCACAAGGUAUACCAGAUCUUCAGCCGCAAGCCUCCUCACGUGGUCUGGAAUACCCUCGAUUCCAUGGGGGUUACCCACGUAAUUAUCGACGCGCAAUGGUGCUUGGGAAGGCCUAAGCCCGGAUGCGGAAUGUCGGAUAUGUGGGACCUGGAAGAUGAAAAGAAUCGCCAUCGCUCCAUGUGCUGCAGCCAACUGGAGGUCGACUCAAAGCCUUUCGUCAAAGUCUUUAAAAACAAGAAAUACAGCAUCUACAAGCUACACAGGGAGCGCAGUUAAGGCAGAGCACACAGAAUACAGAUCAUAUAUCAUUCACUCGUAGGGUUCCUUCCCUAAUGUAAUUCCACAGGGAUCCUUAUAUGGUGUUUUAAAUUAAAAUGAAAAAACUUG
Molecule: messenger RNA, 2390 nt
Organism: Nematostella vectensis (starlet sea anemone)
Lineage: Eukaryota; Metazoa; Cnidaria; Anthozoa; Actiniaria; Edwardsiidae
Product: probable C-mannosyltransferase DPY19L1
Exons: 24
Coding region: 105-2279 (724 amino acids)
Cellular component (GO): nuclear inner membrane
Molecular function (GO): mannosyltransferase activity
Source: RefSeq, a predicted model, not a curated record